This is a messenger RNA of Ogataea parapolymorpha DL-1, 723 nucleotides long. RefSeq lists its product as uncharacterized. Gene Ontology annotation, cellular component: plasma membrane. Gene Ontology annotation, molecular function: GDP binding; GTP binding; GTPase activity. Gene Ontology annotation, biological process: signal transduction. The transcript is spliced from 2 exons. Lineage: Eukaryota; Fungi; Ascomycota; Pichiomycetes; Pichiales; Pichiaceae. The coding region runs from base 1 to 723 and encodes 240 amino acids. The record is from RefSeq and is a predicted model, not a curated record.
AUGUUUAUGGAAAGCAAACCUGUCAGAAUCAGCGUGAUGGGGCAGCUGGGAAGCGGCAAAAGUACUUUAGUCUUGCAAUAUGUGCAAUCGCAAUUUGUUGAGGAGAUUGAUUCGAACGUUCAGGAUCUGUACAAGAAAGAGGUGGUAAUAGAUGGCCAGCAUUACCAGCUGAACAUCCUGGAUAUUGUCGAUACUGACUAUGGACUUGACCUAAAAACAGAAAAUAUGCUACGGGAGUCACAGGUCAUCCUCAUUGUGUACUCUGUCGUGAGCGAAACCUCUUUUGAUUCCGUUCUAAUGCGAGUUGUGCACGUUCGCUCUAUUCUUGAAGGAAGACACGUGCCUAUCAUCUUGGUGGGAUCGAAGGCUGAUCUCGAGAACAGCCGCCAAGUUUCUUCAUCUUCAGGGUUGCAACUUGCCCGUGAACUUGGCUUAUCAGCGUUUCUGGAAUGCAGCGCCAAGACAAAAUACCAGAUCAACGAAGUUUUCGAAACGGCUGUCCGACAAGCGCUCGCCGAGGUGGUAGAGCCAACUAGAUCUACAGAAGCCGAUUCUCAGCGGGAUACAGAACAGCCGAGGGAAAGUAGUAUUCCCGAGGCUGCUGAAGGACAAACAGAAGCUGGAAUUCAAAUUGAACCAUUAAACGCUGUGCAAGAAGCCAAUCCGGCUUCCAGGCCUGCUGCUCGUGCCAGCAGCUCUAAUAGAUGUUGUAUAAUAGUAUAG